CAGAUGUGUUGAAAAAAUCAAACGAAUUUGCGAAAAUUUUUCAAAAUUUUGAACUACCGAUGGAAUUCAAAAUGAUUUUUGAGAGCUUUUUGAGUUUCGAAAGUCCUAAUACGUACGAUUUGGAAUCAAAUUUAAUUUUACCAACAAACGAUGAUAUUAAAUUAAUAGGCAAUCGAAAGCUUAUAAAAUUAUGGAACAAGCAAUAUGGAAAUCUAAGCACGAGUGAUUUACAAUUGAUAAUUAACGCCAAAUUGAUUAAAAUGUUUAGUGUGAAUGUAAAUAAAUUCUGGAAUAUUGGUGAGAGGAGUGAAACGUUAGUAGACAUUUUUAACUGGAUAUGGCCAAUUAUUUUGUCGUUUUAUCAAAAUAACAGGGAUUGCUUAGAUUGCAUUUUCAACAAAUUGUCUCAAUCACUAAGGGAUGUUCCUAAUUUUAAAUGUUCAUGUUUAAUGGGCUAUGGCGUAAAAGAAUUAUUGGAAAUUAUUGUAACGUUGUUACAUAAUAACGAAGAUAUUAAUUAA
Messenger RNA from Phyllotreta striolata, 521 nucleotides. Lineage: Eukaryota; Metazoa; Arthropoda; Insecta; Coleoptera; Chrysomelidae. The record is from the annotation of a GenBank genome assembly.